AUGAGCGAGCCGCAUUCAUAUCCAGCUCCAUCAUUCCGUGGCCGGGGCCGUGGUCGUGGCCGCUCACAGGCCGUCCGCGCUCACGUUGCUCGUCUGGCCCAACAGCGGAAAGCUGCCAACGGCCGGCGUGGCCGCCAAAAGCUGUAUGACCACCCCAAGCCGCAGGCGGCGUCGGAGCGCCUCAAAGAGCUUAAGGCCGCCUUUUCGGCCGUGGCCAGCGCCUUACGCCCGGCCCUGGAGGAUCUGGGCGACCGCAGCCUCGGCCGGCUGAAGAGCAGCUCCAACGCCUUCCAGGAGGUGCACGAGUUUAAGGACGUCCAGCAGUUCCUUGAUGGCCGCCACCGUCAGGAACUGACCGCUUACAACAACCGGCUCGAGUUGAGCAACCGGCUGAACAACUACAUCUAUCUGGAAUCGCGUACCAUGACUAUGGCGAACUUUGUCCGAGACUGCAACGAUGCUACCGACCGCUUCCUGGAUGCACAGAUUCGGCGACUCGAUUUACUCGAGCAGCUGCAUGAUCUUGAUCUGCCCGUUAAUAUUGUGGAUGCCACGUGGAACUUCUCUGAAGUCAGCGACGAGCGUUUCCUUGAUGUCAAGGCCCACGUAGAGUACCGUACCGACCUGGGCACCCACCCGGUGUAUGGCAACAAGGUAGAGGUGCCGUGUGCGAAGGUGAUGACUGGAUGGAGGGUGAGGAUCACGAGUCCGUCGGACGCCGCCAGUGACGGCGCGUACAAGCCGUCACCGAAGCGCAGGGCGGACGACGAUGCUGAUGUCCAGCCACCGGCCAAAAGGCUUGCUGGAACAGCGGACGAGGGGACCUCGUCGCUGGCCCCGCGCCACAUUGGUGGUCUGCUGUCGGCCGUGCUGCCUCCGACGGAGGACGACGCAGAGGAAGAAGCAGAAGCAGAGGCCGACGCGGAAGCUUCCGGCACGCUAGAGGGUGACUCCAAGGUACCGUCACCUAGUCCAGUCUUGGCCGAGGGCGAAGAGGAGAUGAUGGAGGAGGACGAGGCUGAGGAUGUGCCGGCGGGCGACGAGGACGGAGUCGGCAUGGCUGCACGGCCGACGGAGGUCAAGAAGCUGCCGCCACUUCCGACUGGGGUGACGGAGCCAGACGCUUUUGGAGUGCGAUUGGUGAACAAGCGACGCACAGCCAACUUGGACGUGUACAACCGCAUUAUGGUGCCAUCGCUCUUCGACUUUGAGCCGCACGAGAUCGGCUUCCGGGACUCGGCCAACGACAAGUCGCGCGGUGCAACCAAGGCGAAGCGAGGCAAGUAUCUGGACACGCCCAAUUCCAACACGAUGCACUUUGACCGCUCGCUGUGGCAGUUUGACGCGACGACGUACGACGACGGGGACCUGGACGAGGAAAUGAUCAAGAAGCACAGUCUGCACCCCAGGUACGGCCUUUUCCUACGGUCGUCGACGAACGAGGAGGAGCCGCCGCGGGAGCGCAAGUCGGGCUCGCGGCCCAUUGUCUUUUACACGCCGGGAGGCCGGACGCUGAACGCGUCGCGGUCAAACAGGAUCGCCCGGCUGGAGGACGAGGCUGACGCGUCAGCGAAGAAGACGGUGCUGUUCGGAGCCUUUUCCAAAUUUCUCGAGCACGAGGGCGUUGGUGACAGCGAGGUGCAGCCGCCGGCCGAGGUGGUCGAAGCUUUCCGGCAGCAGGUGCUCAAGCGGUGGCUGGGCCCCUGCCGUCCGCGUGACGACACAGAGGAGGAGGGUAAGGAGAAAGAAGAGAAAUCGGCGACAGGAGCAGACGCGGGUGUCGAUGCAGACGCAGAGGAGUCGCACGAGGGACAGAGCGACGUGGAUGGCCAGCAGAAGCAGCAGCAACAGCAACAGCAACAGCAACAGGACGAAAGGGAUGCUGCAGCUGCGAGCGCGUUCCUGGGCACUCUGCUCGAGGCUGCAGUUGCAGUAGAGACGGACAGAGACAGUGUUCCGUCUCUAGCGACGGCUCUGCACUCUGCUUACCCGAUCUGUGGGCCGUCGACGCCACCGGUGCCGGCGCCCCGACGUUCCACGUCGUCGCGGCCCUUUGACCCGGUCCGGGAUGUGUUCAUGGACCGUUCGCCUGACGAGGACCGACGAAGAAACAGCAGCGACAACACGAUCUCCAUGUCGGCCGCCAACAGCCGCCUCAAUGCAGCGGACGUUUCUGGCUUGCUGUACUUUGCGAGCCUGGCCUCGGACCGGGAGUACAUGCCGUCGUACAGCUAUCCGCAGUCGAUGCGCCACGUACCACGAGCACCGCCGCUGAUGCAGCACCAGCCGCAAUGCCAGUACCCUUCAUACCAGCAGUCGACGCUGUCGGGAGAAUCAGCCACACCGGCCGAGUAUGCACCACGACGCCCGUCAAUAGAGCACUCGCCGUCCUACCACCAUCACCACCAACAGCAACCGCAACAGCAGCAACAUCACCAGCUCCCGCUUUCGCGCCGGAACUCGCACCACAAUCCAGAGAAUCCACCUCUGGACCCCCGCCUAUUCGGGGAGACUGGCGGUGCUCCAUUGCCACCUACCGACGCGUCGGUUCACAGCCUGGCUAUCAACGGCUACGGCUCUAACGGAUACCAUCACCAGCCAUCGCGCAGCUUUCUGCACACGGCGCUUAACCAGGCUAUCCCCGUAUCUCAUCAUCCGUAUGGGCCGGCGCCGCAGGCCAACAAUGCCUACGGUCCACCGCCACCGUCGACACAUCGCCACUCGCUCCCGUCGCCACACAUGCAGAGCUUGUCGGCAAUGGACAUGCCGUCGGCAUACUACUUGUCUCCACCCGCCCCGACAGCACAGCCUCAGCCGAUCCAACAACAGCAACAACAAUUGCAUCAGCCACAGCAGCAGCAGCAGCAAAGUCAACAGGCAAGCCAGCAUACCCUUCCAAUGCUGCGGCAGUACUCAAACGGCUAUGGGCCACCUCGCAUGCAGGUGGCACACUCGCACAAUAUGUCGCCCCAGAUGUACUCGGCACACAUGAACGGGGCGCAGCCACCACAUCAGCAGCAGCAGCAGCGACCUGGCCAGUCCCGCCACAGUGGCCGGCAUACACCCGUCGCAUCUCUGCCGGUGCCAGCGACACUGCCGUCGGCUGCAAGAGGAGGAACCCCGCCUCCGGGGGCGGGCGGCAGCGGCGAGCAGGGUGGUGGUGGCGGUGGCGGCAGCAGCAACAGCAACGGCAAGUACCGCAAGCUGGAGCCAGCGCCGGUCGCAACACGGCGCAGCGGAUGGGCGAGCAGUGGUGACGGUGUCGGUGGCGGUGGUGGCAGCAGCAGCAACGGCAGCAGCAGCAACAGCAGCAUCGGCGGAGUGAGCACGAUUGGGCCGUUGGGGAUCGCAGCGACACCGAUCAGCAUCGCGACGGCCAACCGGGAGCUGCGUACAGUUCCGUACGACUACGAGAAGAUCAAGGACUACGCGGCCGUGGAGCCGCCACCGAGCCACGGGCCAAAGGCGAUUCGGGGGUGGGCACACAACAAUGUGAAGCGCAGCCGGAACGGGACGAAGCAGGAGAUGGCAUCGGAAUGGGAGAAGGAGGAGAAGUAG
Messenger RNA from Grosmannia clavigera kw1407, 3558 nucleotides. RefSeq lists its product as uncharacterized. The record is from RefSeq and is a predicted model, not a curated record. Bases 1 to 3558 code for a protein of 1185 amino acids. Lineage: Eukaryota; Fungi; Ascomycota; Sordariomycetes; Ophiostomatales; Ophiostomataceae. The transcript is spliced from 3 exons.